AUGAGCUUACGCAAUUCGAGCACCCACUACCAAGUGCCACCAACCACGACUUUCGCGACAGCACCCGACUUUGCUGUGUUAUUGGUGCCGGGGGGCAUUGGGACCCGCAAUCCUAUGCUCAACAGUACGAUCGACUUCAUCAAGCAGAGAUCGUCCAAAGUACAGUACAUCAUCAGUGUCUGCACCGGAGCGCUUUUGCUGUCGAAUGCAGGCGUGCUGGACGGAAGACGAGCCACCACAAACAAAGCCUCAUACAAAAGUGUCACAGCGACCAACGAGAAAGUUGACUGGAUCCCUCAUGCGCGCUGGGUCGUAGAUGAGAAUAUCUGGACGACUUCUGGAGUGUCUUCUGGAAUCGACGGAACGCUUGCAUUUAUCGAAUGCUUGUAUGGCCAAGAAGUGGUCACGAGAGUCGUCAACAACAUGGAGGACAAGCGUACGUUGGACUCGGAAGACGAUCCCUUCGCAGACAUUUGGAAUGUCACGGCGAUAUAG
Molecule: messenger RNA, 495 nt
Organism: Cercospora beticola
Lineage: Eukaryota; Fungi; Ascomycota; Dothideomycetes; Mycosphaerellales; Mycosphaerellaceae
Product: DJ-1/PfpI family protein
Biological process (GO): regulation of DNA-templated transcription
Source: RefSeq, a predicted model, not a curated record